This is a messenger RNA of Kazachstania africana CBS 2517, 1104 nucleotides long. RefSeq names its product 3-deoxy-7-phosphoheptulonate synthase ARO4 (gene ARO4). NCBI's taxonomy places the organism in Eukaryota, Fungi, Ascomycota, Saccharomycetes, Saccharomycetales, Saccharomycetaceae. The record is from RefSeq and is a predicted model, not a curated record. Gene Ontology annotation, cellular component: cytoplasm. Gene Ontology annotation, biological process: aromatic amino acid biosynthetic process. The transcript has a single exon. Gene Ontology annotation, molecular function: 3-deoxy-7-phosphoheptulonate synthase activity. Bases 1 to 1104 code for a protein of 367 amino acids.
AUGUUUCAAGCCGAUGGCAGUGCAUCACAACAUGAAGCUUCUGAAGAUGUCAGAAUAUUGGGUUAUGACCCAUUAGUCUCCCCAGCUUUACUGCAAGUUCAAAUACCAGCUACUGAAGCUUGUAUCGAGACUGCCAAGAAAGGUAGAAAAGAAUCUAUUGAAAUUAUCAGUGGGAGAGAUGAUAGAGUACUCGUAAUUGUUGGUCCUUGCUCUAUUCAUGACUUGGACGCUGCUCAAGAAUACGCUCUAAGGUUGAAGAAAUUGUCAGAUGAACUUCAAGGUGAUUUAUGUAUUAUUAUGAGAGCUUAUUUGGAAAAACCAAGGACUACUGUUGGUUGGAAAGGUUUGAUCAAUGAUCCAGACGUCAACAAUACCUUCAAUAUUAACAAAGGUUUACAAUCAGCAAGACAGUUAUUCGUCAAUCUAACUAACGUUGGUGUCCCUAUCGGUUCUGAAAUGUUAGACACUAUUUCCCCACAAUAUUUGGCCGAUCUUUUGUCUUUCGGUGCCAUUGGUGCAAGAACUACGGAAUCUCAAUUACAUAGAGAAUUGGCUUCCGGUUUGUCCUUCCCAAUUGGUUUCAAGAAUGGUACUGACGGUACUUUAGGUGUUGCCAUUGAUGCUUGUCAGGCCGCUUCUCACUCUCACCAUUUCAUGGGUGUCACUAAGCAUGGUGUCGCUGCCAUCACCACUACCAAGGGUAACGAACAUUGUUUCGUCAUUUUGAGAGGUGGUAAGAAGGGCACCAACUACGACGCUAAGUCAGUCGCAGAAGCCAAAGCUCAAUUACCAGAAGGUUCUAACGGUCUAAUGGUGGAUUACUCUCACGGUAACUCCAACAAGGACUUCAGGAACCAACCAAAGGUUAACGAUGCUCUUUGUGAACAGAUCGCCAACGGUGAAAAUGGUAUUAUUGGUGUCAUGAUCGAAUCCAAUAUCAAUGAAGGUAACCAACCAGUGCCAAAAGAGGGUGGUAAAGCAGCUUUGAAAUAUGGUGUUUCAAUCACUGAUGCUUGUAUAAGUUGGGAAACUACAGAGGUGGUUCUACGGAAAUUAGCUGGUGCCGUCAGACAAAGAAGAAAAGUCAACCAACAAAAAGCAUGA